GAUGGAAGCAUCUUCCCCGGCCUGCGACGACGCCGGCACGACCAUAUCGAGGACCUCCCGGCGGACGUCCUCGCCCUCGUGCUCCGCCGCCUCGACGGCGCGUCUCUGGCGGCGGUCGGGUGCGCGAGCUCGGGGCUCCACGCCCUCGCCACCGACCCGGCCACGUGGCGGGCGCUCUGCCUCGCCAUGUGGCCCGCCGUCCGCGACCUCCCCUGCGUCGACCACCGGGCGCUGUUCGCCGACGCCUUCCCGGUCCCGUGCCCCGUCUCCCCUCCCACUCCCACUCCGCAGCCCCUGCCCGCGCGCCUCGUGUCGGCCGUCGACCUGCGCCACGCGGGGGCCUGCGUCCUGUCGUGCGUCGUGGGCACGGAUGCCGCCUCCGACUGGUUCCUGGGCGCGCCGUUCCGCGUCGACGUCGACGCGCCGCUGCAUGAGGGCUUCGCGUCGUCGCCGGCCGCCGUCGCGCCGGCCGACCUCGAGCUCAGCUGGGUCCUCGUCGACCCGGCCACGGGCCGCGCGCUCAGCGCCGCCAGCCGCCGCGCCGUGUCCGUCGACCGCAAGUGGCUCACGGGGGACACCGUGGCGCGCUUCGCCGUCGUGAUCGGCGGCGGCGUCGCGCUCGAAGCCGCCGUCACCUGCGACGACGGCCGGUACGGCCACGUCCGGGAGGUCAGCCUGCGCGUCGAGGACGCCGACGGCGCUGGCGUCAGCGGCAGGGACGGGCUGGCCGCCGUCGCCGCCGCCAUGGCCGCGCCCAGGCGGGGGUGCCGCGGCGCCGGGGAGGACGCGGCCAGGGUCAGGUACGAGGACUUCGUCAGGGAGAGGAGGGUGCGCAAGGAGUGGAAGGCCAGGCGCGAGGGCAUCCUCGACCUCUGCUGCUCCGGCGUCGGGGCCGCUGCCUUCCUCGGCUUCCUGCUCAUGCUCACGUUCCGGUGAUGAGACAGUGCGGUUGACAUGUACAGUGUAGUUCAGGGAAUAUUGUCAAUAUCAUUGAAAGUCAACAUC
Molecule: messenger RNA, 1005 nt
Organism: Zea mays
Lineage: Eukaryota; Viridiplantae; Streptophyta; Magnoliopsida; Poales; Poaceae
Exons: 1
Coding region: 187-936 (249 amino acids)
Source: RefSeq, marked provisional